Molecule: messenger RNA, 1867 nt
Organism: Galleria mellonella (greater wax moth)
Lineage: Eukaryota; Metazoa; Arthropoda; Insecta; Lepidoptera; Pyralidae
Gene: IP3K1
Product: inositol-trisphosphate 3-kinase homolog
Exons: 5
Coding region: 299-1657 (452 amino acids)
Biological process (GO): inositol phosphate biosynthetic process
Cellular component (GO): nucleus; cytoplasm
Molecular function (GO): inositol tetrakisphosphate kinase activity; inositol-1,4,5-trisphosphate 3-kinase activity
Source: RefSeq, a predicted model, not a curated record
CCGGGUCUGCGAUAAGGUUCAAGGCGCGAAUAGCGCCACAAUCGUCGCACAGAACGGCCAGUACGAAUUUUAUAGAAGUUUGCGUUACUCAUUAUCAACGUAAAAAACGAUAAUCCGCGUUUGUGCAGGCGCCAGUGCGUUCGCGUGUCCCUGCCCGCGCACCUAUGCGGUUAUAGUUUGAAACAAGUCGAUCAAUACGGAACAAUGGAUUGGCGGUGCCGCCGCGGCUGGAGGCGCAAGGACUGACGUGCGCGUGUACACCCCGGAUCGUGUGCCAGUGUCUGUGUAGUGAGUCGGUAUGGAGAAGUCUCCGCGGUUCAAUUUUCCGCCGGAGAGCUACUCGGCUGUUUACACGGGCGACGACGGGGCGACUAGUGCGAAUCAAGUGGAAACAAAUUCCAAAUCACCCUCCUGUCAGACAUGUGAGUCGCCGUCGGUGGGGUCACCGGCAACCAGUAUUGCAACCCCGCCGUCUUCGCUUUUCAAUUGCUUCCAGUGUCCAUUCAGAAAUGACAUCAGGGUUGUUCCAAAAGGCAAACGCACAGCAGAAAAAGUCGCUGUGCCAACCAAAGAAGAAGAACGCUGGCGUGGCAAGGAUGAGGGUGUGCUUUUGUUUAAACGUUGGAGACGCGCCCCUGCAUCUGCGGAGCCCGCUCCCGUACCUGCCGCCGCACCCUCAGCACCAGCGACAGCACAACCCUCGGAGUUACUCAAGUUCCUAGCUAUUAAUGCACUGGAGUUAUCAGCUCCUGCUUCAGACGCUCUGUUAAAGUCCCGCUCGUCUGAAUGGUUCCAGUUGUCUGGUCAUCCCGGAUCCCUCGCACCUGCAGGCCCGGGGACCGUAUGGAAGCGGCGCGCGGCUGGGGAUCAUCCCGCCCAUAAUCCUGAACGUGACGCUUAUGAAGCCCUUGCGGCAUGUCCUCACAUGCGAUCAGCUAUACCACGAUAUUACCGUGAACUCGAGUAUUCGGGGGAACGGUUCAUCGAACUCCAAGAUUUAUUGCACGGAUUCCGUGAUCCUCAUGUUAUGGACAUUAAAAUGGGUACGCGCACCUUUCUCGAAGAUGAAGUAAGCAACGCUCGUGCACGUACUGAUCUUUACGAGAAGAUGGUUCGUUUGGAUCCCAAUGCUCCCACCGAAGCUGAGCACGUAUCACGUGCUGUAACUAAAUUGCGAUAUAUGCAGUUCCGUGAACAACGCUCGUCGUCUGCUCAACAAGGUUUCCGCAUUGAAGCCGUAAAGCUUCCCGGUCAGCCGCCUCUUACUGAUCUUCAGAAAGUGCGUGAGCCUCAACAACUGACAGCAACAGUGGCAAGAUUUUUAGGAAACGAUGAACACGCACGUAAGGCCAUCGCCACACGACUUCGUGAAAUAAGAGAACUAUUUGAACAGUCUGAAUACUUUAAAACUCAUGAAAUCGUUGGAAGUAGCAUUUUCAUCAUCUAUGAUGAUGAACGAGUUGGAGCUUGGCUUAUCGACUUUGCUAAGACAAGACGUGUACCGGAAGGAACUCAGGUGGACCACCGUUCACCUUGGAAACAAGGAAAUCACGAGGAAGGCUUCCUCUUUGGUUUAGAUAGAUUGAUAAAUACAAUAGAGACUGCGAAGUUACCACAGAGUGAUGAAGCUUCAAAAGAACCAGACGUAUCACGUUGAGCACUAGGCGAGAGGACCCUGGACUCGCCCUGAGGUCAUUGUCACCGUUCGCUUGGCCCUUGUGCCUUAGUACUGCCCCUUUGCGCUCCCAGAUCGACGCACGGAGAUGUACUCAAAAAUUGCAUAUUUGUGAUGUUUAUAUGGAAGAGAAAUGCGAUGGUUCGCUUUUAAUUUUGAUCUAGUCCUUAAUUAUAAAAUAUCUUAUUUUUA